CAAAACUAUGACAAGGUGAUGAAUCCUAUUUAUUUCUGAGUAUAUCAAACCUUAUUGUCUUCACUGUGUGUCCUGAAGAUGACAAGACUUCUUUAAGUCGUUUCAUUACGCAACAUUUUGUACGCUAAAACUUUAUAUAAGUACUCAUGAUCCUUAUAUUCGCUCGCUUUCUGCAAAUGACAGGAUAUUGUGGGUUUUCUUUAAAUUUUGCUGAAAAGAAAGUGUGUGGGAUGCAUUAUUCACUGUCAGUUCCUUUCCUUAAAGGACUUUUUGUAUGGGUAUAAAAAGCCACUUGCAUUCGCGAGAAGACUUAGUUAUCUUUAUCCUUUGUGAAGGAUAGGAGCCAAGAUGGGUUUAUUGAAAGGAUAUAUUUUAGUUAUUUUCUUCGGUUCAUUGCUGUGUUAUUUCCCACAUACUGUUCUUGGAUAUGCAAUUAAUGUGGAUGGUUUCAAUUUAUACAAAGAUUUCUUGAGGGGAAAAAAUGAUGAAUUCAACGAAAUCGGUGAAGAGGAUGGUGGUGGAUUAGCUAAAGUGACUUAUUUUUAUCGAACUCCAGCAGCAGGAUAUUCAGAACUUGGUUCUGAUUCCUUGGGCAAGAGAUCAAAUAAAUUCAAGAAUUUUAUGCUGAAUCGAGAAGGUUUAGAAGCAUCUGACGAAACUCCAAAUAUUAACAAAUUUUAUUUCACACGAGUUUUACCGAAACGCGGAGCUCUCCUUAGUUGGGCAAUACCUGCUGCCAAUCGAGUACGUAUCGGAAGCUAUCGACCACCAGGAAUAAAUCGUCCAGCUGCAGCUGAAUAAAUCCAGAAAGGAUUGAGAUUUUCUGUAUAGUAACAACACAGCAACGAAUCUGGUUACAUGAACCCAGAUAAAUAAAAUAGUUCUAUUGUGGGUUUCCUUAUACAUAUUAUAGUGUUUUAGUCGAAAUAAAGAUCUGUCACUGUUUCAAAAUAAUAAAGAAAUGUUUUGUGAUUAGAACUUA
Molecule: messenger RNA, 982 nt
Organism: Lutzomyia longipalpis
Lineage: Eukaryota; Metazoa; Arthropoda; Insecta; Diptera; Psychodidae
Exons: 5
Coding region: 349-801 (150 amino acids)
Source: RefSeq, a predicted model, not a curated record